AUCCGCCCCCUUCCUGUUGAACAAUGUCGCUGACGGGAUCACCCCCUGGCGCGCAGCUGCUUGCCAAACUCGCCAAACACGUUGCCGGCAGGGCACACAACCAGCUCAGCCGAUGGCUGCACAAGAGCGGCGCAGGUGACGAGUGCAACAAGAUGGACCUGCUGGCGUGCGGCGGGGACGCGGACGGUGACCCCGAGGCGGCGGCAGGAGAGGUUGGCGUGGAAUCCCGGCACCCAUGCUCAGUCACCCCCUUCUGCCUGAAAAGCGCCCUGCUGGCUUGCGUCCUCACGGGCCUGUGCUUCUCCUCAGUGGCGCUGGUCCGCCAGCACCUGAAGGACCUCCUGCUCUGGGUGGAGGGCCUGGACAGCCUGGCGGGGACCCUGCUCUUUGUAGUAGGCUUUAUCGGCGUGUCCUUCCCGUGCGGCUGGGGCUACAUUGUGCUCAACGUGGCGGCCGGAUACCUGUACGGGUUCGUGCUGGGCGUGGGGCUGGUCAUGGUGGGCGUGCUGAUCGGCACCUUCGUGGCGCACCUAGCCUGUAAACGACUGCUGACGGACUGGGCGCUACGCAAGGUGGGCGCCAGCGAGCGGCUGAGCGCCAUCAUCCGCGUGGUGGAGGGCGGCAGCGGACUCAAAGUCGUGGCCUUAGCGAGACUCACCCCCAUCCCCUUUGGACUCCAAAAUGCAGUUUUCUCCGUGACGGACGUGUCCUUGCCCAACUAUCUCGUGGCGUCGUCGGUGGGCCUGCUGCCCACCCAGCUGCUCAACUCCUACCUGGGCAGCACGCUGCGCACCAUGGAGGACGUCAUUGCCCAGCAGAGCGUCAGCGGCUACUUUGUCUUUGCUCUACAGAUCGUGAUUAGCAUCGGGCUGAUGUUCUACGUGGUUCACCGCGCUCAGGUGGAGCUCAACGCCGCCAUCGCUGCCUGCCAGAUAGAGUUCCGAUCUUCGCACAUGAACGGCUUGUCUUCGUCACCCUCCGUUACCGCCGCCGGCAACCACGCAGGAUUCACGUACUGCGGCAAACGCACGGCGGCCAUCGUCAACGUGGUGUGACCAUAAAGCGAUCGCGUUGGACUCUGGAAUGCCCGGUAGGUGUUUUGCUCUGUUUUGUUUUUGGACCGAGCGGUGAAGGGACCUCAAGAGAUGUCAGUGAAAUAACACUUUGAAUGUCAACUUGAUUUGUUUGGACGAAUGGCCACCUAUGCACCUUCUUUCCUAACACGUUGAGUGUGUCAGCAACUGAAAACAAAGCAUAACAACAAUCAUAACGGGACUAAAUGGUAUUGAUAAGGGCAUUGUUCAUCUUUUGUGACUUUGAGUGCUUUUGAAUUCAGUGUCUUACUUUUGGGACGGUGACUCACUCCGAUCGGUUGAGACGUAAAACUCAGGAAUGUUUGAAGUACGCUGAGAGAAGCCUUUCCUGUCGAUUAUUAACGUGAGAAAAAGAAAAAAAAAUUUGAGACUUUUUUUUUUGAGAGUAGUUCAUUCCAGAAUGUUGCAAACUAAGCUAAAGGAAAUACUAUGACGAGAUUUUUUUUUUUUACGUGCUAUCAUUUCUUUUCAUAUUUUUUUAAUACCACCUUGCAACUGAAAACUAUGAAGGAGGUUUGAGUGAAAUUAGGACUCAAAGAAGGCAGUUGUGAUGACAACGCUAGUAGCUUCAUGAGUACCGUAUUUUUCGGACUAAAAGUCGCUCGGAGUAUAAAUCGAACCAGCCAUAAAAUGCACAAUAAAGUGGGAAAAAAACAUAUAUGUCACACCGGAUUAUAAAUCGCACUUUU
Molecule: messenger RNA, 1783 nt
Organism: Syngnathus acus (greater pipefish)
Lineage: Eukaryota; Metazoa; Chordata; Actinopteri; Syngnathiformes; Syngnathidae
Gene: tmem64
Product: transmembrane protein 64
Exons: 3
Coding region: 24-1055 (343 amino acids)
Source: RefSeq, a predicted model, not a curated record